Molecule: messenger RNA, 1194 nt
Organism: Melozone crissalis (California towhee)
Lineage: Eukaryota; Metazoa; Chordata; Aves; Passeriformes; Passerellidae
Gene: UPB1
Product: beta-ureidopropionase 1
Exons: 10
Coding region: 1-1152 (383 amino acids)
Molecular function (GO): beta-ureidopropionase activity
Source: RefSeq, a predicted model, not a curated record
AUGGCGGCAGAACUGGAGUCGCUGGAGCUGUGCCUGGAGCGGCACAUCCCGCCCGGGGAACUCGCCGAGGUGAAGCGGAUCCUCUAUGGGGGCGAGCCCAGAAAACUUGAUUUGCCAACUGCUGCGCUGUCAGCAGCUCAGGAAAAAGAUUUUGAACUACAGGGCUAUGGAUUUGAAGCUGCUCUGGAGCAAUUGAGAAGGCCACGAAUUGUUCGAGUGGGACUGAUACAGAAUAAACUUCCUCUUCCCACAGACACAGCAGUGGCAGUCCAGGUGGCUGCUCUGCACAGACGCAUCGAGGAGAUGGUGGGAGUGGCUGCCAUGUGUGGGGUCAACAUCGUGUGCUUCCAGGAGGCUUGGACCAUGCCUUUUGCUUUUUGUACAAGAGAGAAACUUCCUUGGACUGAAUUUGCUGAGUCAGCAGAGGAUGGGCCAACAACCAAGUUCUGUCAAGAGCUUGCAAAGAAAUACAACAUGGUUGUGGUGUCUCCAAUCCUGGAGCGAGAUGAACUGCAUGGUGGAGUUCUCUGGAAUACUGCAGUGAUCAUUUCUAAUUCUGGAGCACUCCUUGGCAAAAGCAGGAAAAAUCACAUUCCAAGGGUUGGAGAUUUCAAUGAGUCUACUUACUAUAUGGAAGGAAACACAGGACACGCAGUGUUUCAGACCCAGUUUGGGACAAUUGCUGUGAACAUCUGCUAUGGGCGCCACCACCCUCUGAACUGGCUCAUGUAUAGCAUGAAUGGGGCAGAGAUCAUCUUUAACCCUUCAGCCACUAUAGGGUCACUCAGCGAGGCACUGUGGCCGAUCGAAGCCAGGAAUGCUGCCAUAGCCAACCACUGCUUCACGUGCCCCAUCAACAGAGUUGGAACGGAAUACUACAAGAAUGCCUUUACUUCUGGAGAUGGUGGAAAAGCCCACCAUGAGCUGGGCCAUUUCUAUGGCUCGAGUUACGUGGCUGCGCCGGACGGCAGCAGGACCCCGGGGCUGUCUCGCACUCAGGACGGGCUGCUGGUGGUAGAGAUGGACCUGAAUCUCUGCAGGCAAGUCAGUGACAAAUGGAACUUCAAGAUGACUGGUAGAUAUGAAAUGUAUGCAGAAAAGCUUGCUGAAGCAAUCCAGCCUUUCUUUAUACCCAAUAUCAUCAAAGAGUAAGAGAGAGCAUCUCAUUACACUCAAAUGUUACAGGACAAAUUC